CAAGCAAAUUGCAUCCAGAUGAUAAUUGAAGAAGGCGUAUCAACAACAAUGGUCGAGGAGACCGAUUCAAAAACAAUAAAUUUUCUUUAUAAAUACAAGAACUAUGACAACACCGAUAAGGAAAUCUCCGAAAGUGUUACAAUACCUUUCAAGGGAUGCCAAGAAGAAAUUGUUUCCCUGAUAAUGAAUAAAAUGGAUCCAAUGAUGCGUUACUUGGAUGCAGACAUUCCACUCAAUAAGGAAUUAUCAGAAUUUCUUGCAAUUGAAAAUCAAAAGUUCUACGACGAAAGAGAUGAAUUACUUUUGCAGAAAAUAUGCAACAACGAAAUCGAUGUAGAAACCAUCGUCAAAGACACCGAAAAGUUGUACAAGGAGGAACUAAUUCAAUUUGCCGAUCGAGUCGGACCGUCAGAUGAGGAAAUCUUUGCCCAGAGUUUUCACAGACUUUUUCGCCUUGACUCAUCUUCGCUCGAUGUGAUAUUGGCAAAGGAAAAGGAACACGCUAAGGCUAUCGCCGACAUGGUCAAUCAAAUGGACAAAGAAGUCGACACAUUAAAUGUUCGUCAACAGGAAGAAAUGGAAUCCAUAAUAAAUCAAUUGGACAUCUCAACGACAUCAGAAGAUGUCAACAAUCUUCUGGCACAACAAUAUGCCAUGCAGAACUACAUCCGUAAACGUUACGAGUCGGAGUUGGAGGCGAAACGGGGUCAUCAGAAGAACGAGUAUCGCGAAUGGAUUACCAGCCAAGUUAGUAAAAUUUUUCUACCCUCACCGCAGGCUUCAUUGCAGCUGGGAAAUCUUUCAUCAAUGUACAUCUCCCAAAUGCCCUCGAUGGAAGAAAGCUUUACGAUUCAUUUAGGUUCUCAGUUGAAGCACAUGCACAAUAUUCGUAUUUUGAGCGCUGAUGUUACUGAUCUUUGUAGUCCUCUUCAUUCUGACGAAAAUCUAAAUGGUCUCAACAUGGCGCUUGGUCUUUAUUCAAGUUCCCUGUGCGGAGUUGUAGUGCUGACUCCUUCGGUUCAGGCUGAGGCGAAUAAAAACAUCGUCAAAAACUCCAACAUGUCGACAGAGUUCCAUUUCGAUCAAAUCGACAAGCAAUUGGAACAAAUCGAGGCAGACGCAAAGGAACUGAAUGGUUCGAACUCCAGCAGUCCCACCAAAUCGAGUCUAAAGCUUAAAACAGGCGACUUUUUCAUCACAAGACACUCCAAUCUUUCCCAAUCUCAUGUCAUAUUUCAUUUGAUAUCUGAUGAACCUUUCAAUAGUCCGAGUGAGAUAAAUUCUAGACACCCAGUUAUACUGGGUUUGCGUAACAUUCUCAAAACUGCAAGUCGACAUGAUGUCACCACAUUAACCAUACCAGCAUUGCUGAGGCAUGAAAUGUCUGAGGAUAUGACGGUGCAAUGGUGCAUGCGAAGAGCUGAACUUGUAUUCAAGUGUGCUAAGGGAUUUAUGAUUGAAUCAGCUUCUUGGGGAGGAGCAGAACUCAGUACACUGCAACUUCUAUUACCACACGAUAUUUCUGAAGAACUAUUUACAACUCUUGCUGGAAUGGUGCCACACGUGUUUCGAGUAACGAAUCCAAAAAUUUUCGUCGAUGGUAAGUAAUAUUGAAUUACUAUCCAAGCAGUGCUAUUACCAUGUCAAAUAAAAAUGUAUUACAUUAUAAAAUUAUUUAAUUAAAAAUAAAUAUAUUGUUAAAUUAAAAA
Eupeodes corollae is the source of this 1709-nucleotide messenger RNA. Its product is annotated as protein C12orf4 homolog. NCBI's taxonomy places the organism in Eukaryota, Metazoa, Arthropoda, Insecta, Diptera, Syrphidae. The transcript has 4 exons. The coding region runs from base 19 to 1608 and encodes 529 amino acids. Gene Ontology annotation, cellular component: cytoplasm. The record is from RefSeq and is a predicted model, not a curated record.